Molecule: messenger RNA, 2307 nt
Organism: Carcharodon carcharias (great white shark)
Lineage: Eukaryota; Metazoa; Chordata; Chondrichthyes; Lamniformes; Lamnidae
Product: gastrula zinc finger protein XlCGF7.1-like
Exons: 3
Coding region: 499-1338 (279 amino acids)
Biological process (GO): regulation of transcription by RNA polymerase II
Cellular component (GO): nucleus
Molecular function (GO): DNA-binding transcription factor activity, RNA polymerase II-specific; RNA polymerase II transcription regulatory region sequence-specific DNA binding
Source: RefSeq, a predicted model, not a curated record
ACUGAAGAUUGAGCUUCACACAAACGAAAACUUCUUGCUGUGUCCAACAUCUUUCUGCAAUCAUUAUGACAUGGUCUGGAUAAAAGCAAAAAACUGCGGAUGCUGGAAAUCCAAAACAAAAACAGAAACAGAAAUACCCGGAAAAACUCAGCAGGAUACUAGAAGGGGAGAAUUUGCAGACAGAAGGCUGAAAUCAAAGGUUAAGAUCUCACAGAGUCACUCGAUUUAUCGGAACCUGAAUAUGAUCAGCUUUGUAUCUAGAUGGAGAAAUGUUUCUGUGUUCUGUCUGCUUCAAAAUGUUCUAAACAUCAGGGGGACUGGAAAAGCCUGAGACCCCCCACACCCGAGUGAGAGCAUUCCAGUGCACUGUGUGUGGAAAGAGCUUUAACCAGUUACACAGCCUGAAAAAGAUAUCACAUCAUUCACAGUGAGGAGAGACAUUUUACAUGUUCCAUGUGAGGACGAGGCUUCAACUGACCGUCAGACCUGGAGAGAGACAUGGACACGCACCCCAUGGAGAAACCGUGGAAAUGUGGAGACUGUGGGAAGGGAUUCAAAACCCCAUCGAAGCUGGAGACUCAUCAACACAGUCACACCGGAGAGAGACCGUUCACCUGCUUUGAGUGUGGGAAGGGAUUCGCUCGGUUAUACCACCUGCAGUCACACCACCAGGUUCACACCAGGGAGAGGCCAUUCACCUGCUCCAUGUGUGGGAAGGGAUUCGCUCGGUUAUACAACCUGCAGACACACCAGCGAGUUCACACCAAGGAGAAGCCGUUCACCUGCUCUCAGAUUGGGAAGGGAUUUACUCAGUUACCCAACCUACUCACUCACCAACAAGUUCACACUGGGGAAAGACCAUUCACUUGCUCUGAGUGUGGGAAGGGAUUCACUCGGUCAUCCAAUCUGCUAACACACCAGCAGGUUCACACUGAGAGGCCGUUCCCCUACUCUGAGUGUGGGAAAGGAUUCAUUGAGUUCUACAGACUGCAGGUACACCAGCGAGUUCUCACUGGGGAGAGGCCAUUCACCUGCUCUCAGUGUGGAAAGGGAUUCGCUCGGUUACAGCACCUGCAGUCACACCAGCACUUUCACACUGGGGAGAGGCCAUUCACCUGCUCCGUGUGUGGGAAAGGAUUCGCUCGUAUAUACAACCUGCAGAAAUACCAGCAAGUUCACACCGGGGAGAAGCCGUUCACCUGCUCUCAGUGUGGGAAGGGUUUCACUCAGUCGCCCACUUGCAGACACAUCAGUGAGUUCACAAGUGAUUGCAGGGUUUGGAUUCUGCUGUCUUUGCUGCUGUUAAUCACAUCCAGGAAUGAUCCAUGUUCAUUCUGACAGUUGGUGAAGUGGGAGGGUCAGAGGAUUUCUUUCUGCUGGACUGACCAGUCCCUCAACUUUGUCCCCAGUGGGUGAUGCUCUUUGAGCCUUGUUGCGAAUAUCUAGUUUCAUAUUUCACAGGGAUCACAGGAUGAAAGGGUGUUUGGAAUGUAAAAGAUAUUUAGUUUGCAUUUCUGUUUGGAACCCCCCAAAUCAUGCCACGUUGCCAUGGAGAUGGGCUGUGCUGGUUAGAUGGUUCUUUUGUCUAAUUUAUCUGGGUGUUUCUCACAGAAGAAAACUAUCACAGUUUGAGGGUCAAGUUGUCUGUGGUAAAUUGGGAAACUACAUGAAAAUUUAUGACGGUAGACAGGUAAUAACUAACAGUGAAGGAAUUAUUACAUAGUUAAAACAAAUAUAGAUUCCUUUAAGGAAUAAAAAUCCAACAGGAGAAGUGAUGUAACCGUGGCCAACAGAAAAGAUAAAGAUUGCAUUAGAUCAAAGGAAGCGGCUCAUAAAGUGGCCAAAAAAAGUAGUAAGCCUGAGGAUUGGAGCUUUUUCAGAAUUCAGGAAGGGAGGACCAAGAAACUGAUAAAGAAAGAGAAAACCAAACAUCAGAGCAAACUGGCAAGAAACAUAAAAAGCAACUGUAAAAGCUUCUAUAGGUAUGUGGAAAGGAAAAGAUUAGCAAAGAGAAAUAUGUGUCCAUUCUAGGCAGAGACAGGAGAAUUUAUAAUGGGGAAUAAGGAAUUUGCAGAGAAAUUAAACAAUGUGUGUGUGUCUUCACAGAGGAAGAUACAGAAAUGGUCCCCAAAAUACUAGAGAAUCAAGGGACUAGUGAGCAUGAGGAACUGAUAGAGAUUAGUAUUGGUAAAAAUGUCGUAUUGGAGAAAUGAAUGGGGUUGAAAGUUGAUAAAUCCCCUGGACCUGGUAAUCUACAUCCCAGAGUGUUGAAGGAGGUGGCUGUAGAGAUAGUGGAUGCAUUGGUGA